Colossoma macropomum (tambaqui) is the source of this 2390-nucleotide messenger RNA. RefSeq names its product cysteine and histidine-rich domain (CHORD) containing 1a (gene chordc1a). NCBI's taxonomy places the organism in Eukaryota, Metazoa, Chordata, Actinopteri, Characiformes, Serrasalmidae. Bases 271 to 1290 code for a protein of 339 amino acids. The record is from RefSeq and is a predicted model, not a curated record. The transcript has 11 exons.
UUAGCCGAUGAUCUCACGAACCGGAGCCUGGCCCUCCGAUUUUAGCCGAGUGUUUACGAACCCGAGCGCGAAGCUCCAUCAGAAAAGUUCUCGAAGUUUCCCGAACGCGCCACGAGUCUCCGGCGGUCACUCAGUCAGUCAGUCAGCCGGCAAACUGAACGCACAAGCGGUGGAGCGGCUCUGUCUCUCUCUGUCUCUCUCUCUGUCUGUCUCUCAGAGUUCAGGGUCUAUCCGGUUAUUUCUGUCUGUAUUCGCGGUCUGUGUGCGGUGAUGUCUGAGCUGUGUUAUAACAGAGGCUGCGGACAGAGGUUUGAUCCGGACAGCAAUCCUGAGGAUGCCUGCACGUUCCACCCCGGGGUGCCAGUGUUCCACGACGCUCUGAAGGGCUGGUCCUGCUGUAAGAGACGCACCACGGAUUUCUCAGACUUCCUCAGCAUCUCAGGCUGCACUAAAGGCCGCCACAGUAACGAGAGACCUCCUGAACCGGUGAAGCCGGAGGUGAAGUCUUCAGGAGAGAAGAAGGAGCUGGAGGACCUGAAGCCCCGGUUUGAUGAGUACAUCAUUCAGGCUCCGAAACCGCUGGAGUUCAUCCAGAGACCCAGUGCAGACGAGCCGUUGGUGGAGCUGCAGCAGAAGGUCUCUCCCUCCCUGAGACAGGCUCUCGAGAAACUCAGACUCGCAGAGACCAAUCAGAGCACAGAGAAAGAGGAGGGGGUGAACGAGGUGAAGAUCGGGACGGCGUGUAAGAACGGAGGCUGUUCUAAGACGUUCUCUGGGCCGAAGAGCGAUGAGGAGCUGUGUUCGUAUCAUCCAGGAGGCCCCGUCUUUCAUGAAGGGAUGAAGUACUGGAGCUGCUGUCGGAGGAAAACGUCCGACUUUAACUCUUUUCUGUCUCAGGAGGGAUGCAGUAAAGGAACCCAUGUGUGGAAGAACGCAGAGGGAAAGAAGGUGGUGCCGUGUCGGUUUGAUUGGCAUCAGACCGGCGGUCAGGUGACCGUCUCCAUCUACGCCAAAAACUCCAACCCUGAGCUGUGUUCUGUACGGGCCAACAGCACCACGGUCUGUAUCAGUGUGAUCUUCGAAGGAGAGAAGGAGUUUGAGCAGAAGAUCAUUCUGUGGGGGGUGAUCGACGUCAGUAAGAGCAUCGUCAACAUGAUGGCCUCCAAAAUCGAAAUCGCCCUGAAGAAGGCGGAGCCUAUGUCCUGGGCUCGGCUGGACCUGCCCCCUCCUCAGCCCCCGUCCACCAAUGAGACGAAAGAGAAGCAGGCCGGAGAGAAAGAGUCUGUAUGACACAAACUCAGAGAGCCGAGCGCCGUUACUCUCAGUGACCCAGCAGGUUCUCUGAUCUGAACUGACCACACGUCUCAAUCUCAGUCUCAUACAUCCUCACUCCGUCCUCCACCUUCACGUUCUCUCAGUCUGUCUGAGCUCCAGAUGCAGACCUGAACAGCCUGAACACAGCCGAUAAUCACCUCAGCGGCUUUAUCGGGUUUUGAACCCACAACCUCCUCAUAACAGCCUUACGCUGCAUUUAUGCUGCUCCAGCGUGCCGAACGGACGUGCGCUUCUUCCCUGUUCAGUUGGCUGAGAGAUUUCCCUAUGAAAUCUAUUUGAAAAGUACACUUGCUGAGUUGAUUUAUGUAAUUAAUGCUUCUGUUUCCUUAAUAAUCAGAAAGCCAAGAAAAUACGCAUCUUUAAGCUAAUAUUUUCCAAAACGUUAAUAUAUUAAAUUGGAAAGAUCAGGAUUUAGGUCAUUGAUUACCACUGGAUUAUCAUCCAACUGAGAUUUAAAAUUUAGGACGUAAACAGUUGUUUAAAUGCAGUAGAUGUCGCCGCUGGUCCUCGCCGCGCAGGAACAUUUGAAAAGUGGAACUGAUGUUUCACACCUUGAGCUGCAGACACGAAUCACGCAAACGCCAGCUGCCUCCUGAUUGGUUAGAUGCAUUACAUUGGCCGGAUUCAUUUACAUAAAGUUCAGCUUUGCUCAACUUUUCGACGCGCUGGACGCAUCAUGGACCGCGCAGCCUGUCUGAGGAAACCGCCGCUUCCCUUUGAAAUUGAAUGGGAUAUCCCAUUCAGUUUCAAAGGGCUCUGACUUUUUGGUUCUUUACUGUGUAAGAACUUUGUGUUGUGCUGUUCUCCACAGCUGUGCAGUGCUGUACAGAGCACACAGGGUUCCUGUCUUCAUUCCUGCCUUCGUUUGUUUUUUUUGUGUGUAUAACGACCUGCAUGUGUGAUGAUCUUGUGUCUGAGCGUCUCAGCACAACUGGAGCCUUACUGGGCCCCCCAGCCUGGUUAACCCGGCCACCCGCUGUGCUCUCAGUGCUCAGUGAAGGCUGGACUGUAAUCAGAGUUACUGUAGAACUGAAUAAACACUGCAAGAUACUGAA